Messenger RNA from Dipodomys ordii (Ord's kangaroo rat), 1278 nucleotides. RefSeq names its product solute carrier family 10, member 5 (gene Slc10a5). Gene Ontology annotation, cellular component: membrane. The record is from RefSeq and is a predicted model, not a curated record. Gene Ontology annotation, biological process: bile acid and bile salt transport. The coding region runs from base 1 to 1278 and encodes 425 amino acids. Gene Ontology annotation, molecular function: bile acid:sodium symporter activity. Lineage: Eukaryota; Metazoa; Chordata; Mammalia; Rodentia; Heteromyidae. The transcript is spliced from 2 exons.
AUGACUAGAAUAUUUUUCAUGAUCUUCCUUUUGUUUGUGAGUCUGGGAGAAGCCAAGAAGUCAUUUCUCAGUUUUCUGGAUAUAAAGAUGGAGAUACUUUUUUUUGAAAAGACUGAAGAAACAGUCAUCAUCAGAUCAAAUUAUAAAGAUAAACAACCUAACUCCAGCUACCUUUUUGUGAAAUUACAAGACCCCAAAGUGCUCCAAGUGGUGAAUGUGACCAAGAUGACAUCGGAUGUUACAAACUUUACCAUAAACCUACUGAUACAUCAAGAAGGAGAGACAAAUCUGACCCUUCAACUCUGGGACUCUGAAGGUAGGCAAAAAAGACUAAUUGAAGAAAUAAAGAAUGUCAGAGUCAAAGUGCAGAAACUGAGCAAAGAGAGAUCUGUCCAGGCUCCGGUGCAUGUUAAUAGAAAUAUCCUAAUGCUGAUUCUACCCAUGAUCCUGUUAAAUAAGUGCGUUUUUGGUUGCAAGAUUGAAUUCCAGGUGCUUCAGUCAGUAUGGAGGAGACCUUUACCAGUAAUUAUUGGGGCAGUUACACAGUUUUUUCUUAUGCCAUUUUGUGGCUUUCUUUUGUCUCAGAUUUUGGCAUUGCCUGAGGCACAAGCUUUUGGGUUUAUUAUGACCUGUACAUGCCCAGGAGGGGGUGGUGGUUAUCUCUUUGCUCUGCUUCUAGAGGGAGAUGUCACUGUGGCCAUUUUGAUGACUUGCACAUCAACAUCAAUGGCCCUGAUAAUGAUGCCUAUCAAUUCUUAUAUAUACAGUAGGCUUUUAGGUUUAUCGGGUAUAUUUCAUAUUCCUGUCUUCAAAAUUGUGUCAACACUUCUGUUCAUACUUAUACCAGUAUCGGUGGGAAUAAUCAUCAAGAGGAGGGCACCUGCAAAAGCAAAUCUUUUAGAAAGAAUCAUCCGACCACUGAGUUUUCUUUUAAUGUUGAUAGGGAUUUGCUUGACUUUCCAGAUGGGAUCUGUGCUGCUAAAAUCAGCUCACCUAGAAGUGCUUCUUUUGGGUCUUUUAGUUCCUGCCUUAGGCUUGUUGCUUGGGUAUUCCUUCUCUAACCUGUGCAUGCUGCCCCUUCCUGUCUGUAAGACUGUUGCCUUUGAAAGUGGAAUGCAAAAUAGUUUCCUAGCCCUUGCCAUUAUACAGUUCUCUUUUUCACAGCCCGAGGCAAACUUUGCUUCUGUGGCUCCUUUUACUAUAGCCAUGUGUUCUGGCUGUGAAAUGUUACUCAUCCUUCUGAUCUACAGGGCUAAGAAAAGAGGUAUCUUUUUCUGA